Nestor notabilis (Kea) is the source of this 1475-nucleotide messenger RNA. Its product is annotated as polypyrimidine tract-binding protein 3-like. NCBI's taxonomy places the organism in Eukaryota, Metazoa, Chordata, Aves, Psittaciformes, Psittacidae. The transcript is spliced from 13 exons. Gene Ontology annotation, biological process: mRNA processing; regulation of RNA splicing. Gene Ontology annotation, cellular component: nucleus. The annotation marks the transcript as partial. Gene Ontology annotation, molecular function: mRNA binding. The record is from RefSeq and is a predicted model, not a curated record.
CAGAUUAUGCUUCUUUCUUCUGGUGUCAGUAACAGGCCUUCUACCAUGAGCAGUUCCACUCCAGCUGAGGAUAAUGAGAAUGACAAGAAGAAAUUUAAAGGAGACAGAUCACCAUGCUCCCCUUCACGUGUCCUUCAUAUCCGUCAAAUUCCAAGUGAUGCUACUGAAGCAGAAGUCAUUUCAUUGGGCAUCCCUUUUGGCAAAGUAACCAAUUUCUUGAUGCUAAAAGGAAAAUGUCAGGCAUUUUUGGAAAUGGCUUCUGAAGAAGCUGCUGCUGCUCUGGUGAACCACUGUAGUCUUUCUACACCUCAUCUCCACAGUCAGCCUGUUUAUAUUCAGUAUUCCAAGCACAGAGAACUUAAGGUUGAAAGUUCACCUAAUCAGGCUAGAUCCCAAGCUGCAUUGCAAGCUGUGAAUGCUACACAGCCUGGAAGCCAGGCUGUUCCAAGUGCUUAUACUGCUGAAGGUGGGCACCAUCCAUAUCAAGGUUCGGUUCUUCGAAUCAUUGUUGAAAAUCUUCACUACCCUGUCACUAUAGAAGUGUUGUAUCAGAUUUUCUCUAAGUUUGGAUCUGUCUUGAGGAUUAUUACCUUCACUAGGAACAAUCAAUUCCAAGCUUUGCUCCAGUAUGCUGAUCCAAUGAAUGCAUAUUAUGCCAAAAUGAGUCUGGAUGGCCAUAAUAUUUACACUAUGUGCUGCACCCUCCGUAUUGACUUCUCCAAGUUAGCUAGCCUUAAGGUAAAGUACAACAAUGAGAAAAGCAGAGAUUUCACUCGCCUUGACCUUCCAUUUGGUGAUGGCCAGCAACCUCCGGAGCCACCCAUGGUACCUACCUAUGGCACCCAAAAUUUCAUCAUGCCAUCGUAUGCAGGGGCUCCUGGGUUUGCCCCAGCCAUGAACUUUGCUCCAGCUGCAAGUUAUUCAGUUCCAGCUGUUCCUGCACCACUUGGUUCUCUUGCUCCCACAUCAGCAGGGCCCGGACCAGUGAAUCUUCCUGGUGUUACUAGUGUUCCAGCCAAUUCUGUUUUACUAGUCAGCAACCUCAACCCUGAAGCCAUCACACCACAUGGACUUUUCAUCCUGUUUGGUAUGUAUGGUGAUGUGCAUCGUGUGAAGAUCAUGUUUAAGAAAAAAGGCAACGCAUUGGUUCAGAUGGCAGAUGCAACCCAGGCUCAGUUAGCUAUGAGUCACUUGAAUGGACAGAAGCUUUAUGGAAGGGUCCUCCGUGCUACUCUUUCAAAACAUCAAAUAAUUCAACUUCCUCCUGAGGGACAAGAGGGCAAUGGUCUGACGAAGGACUAUAGCAAUAGCCCUCUACAUCGCUUUAAGAAACCUGGCUGUAAGAACUUCCAAAAUAUCUUUCCUCCAUCUGCCACCCUGCACCUCUCCAACAUCCCGCCUUCUAUUACUGUUGAGGAUAUGAAGAACCUUUUUGCAAGUACAGGAUCUACUGUGAAAUCCUUCAGAUUCAUCCA